AUGAAGACUACGUGGAAAGAUAUCCCUCCGGUGCCCACCAGCCAGGAAUUUCUGGAUAUCGUCCUCAGUCGUACACAGCGACAGCUGCCCACUCAGAUCCGUGCGGGCUUCAAGAUCAGCCGUAUUCGAGGUUUCUACACCCGAAAGGUCAAGUACACCCAAGAGACAUUCGGUGAGAAAUUCCAGGCAAUUUUGGAUGGAUUCCCUAGAUUGCAGGACAUCCACCCUUUCCACAAGGAUUUGAUGAACACACUCUACGAUGCCGAUCAUUUCAGAAUCGCCCUCGGUCAAGUGUCAACCGCUAAGCACCUGAUCGAAACCGUGUCCCGCGACUACGUCCGUCUCAUCAAAUAUGCUCAGUCUCUGUUCCAGUGCAAGCAGCUCAAGCGCGCCGCCCUCGGUCGUAUGGCCACCAUUUGCCGACGCCUCAAGGAUCCCCUCGUUUAUCUGGAGCAAGUCCGACAACAUUUGGGUCGUCUGCCCUCAAUUGACCCCAACACCCGAACCCUUCUGAUUUGCGGUUAUCCUAAUGUCGGAAAGUCCAGUUUCCUGCGCAGCAUCACCCGCGCGGACGUUGAUGUCCAGCCCUACGCUUUCACGACCAAGAGUUUGUUUGUCGGUCACUUCGACUACAAGUACCUCCGAUUCCAAGCCAUCGAUACCCCCGGUAUUCUCGACCACCCUCUUGAAGAGAUGAACACCAUCGAAAUGCAGUCCAUCACCGCCAUUGCGCACUUGCGGUCCGCCGUGAUGUACUUCAUGGAUCUCUCCGAGCAGUGCGGCUACUCCGUUGCCGACCAGAUUAAGCUUUUCCACAGUAUCCGACCUCUGUUUGCCAACAAGAUCGUUUUCAUUGUGGUGAACAAGAUUGAUGUCCGACGGCCGGAAGAUCUUGAGCCUGAGCUCCAAGAGCAGAUGCAGGGCAUGCUAAAGUCAGGAGACGUUGAGCUCCUGCAGCUGUCUUGCACCACCACCGAGGGUGUGACCAACGUGAAGAACGCGGCCUGCGAUAAGCUGCUGGCGGAGCGAGUGGCGCAGAAACUCAAGUCUGGAACCAACAGCAUUGGUACCCCUGGUGGCCGACUUGGCGACGUCCUUGCGCGUAUCCACGUCGCUCAGCCCAUGGGCGGAGCGCAACUCGAAACAUUCAUUCCCGACGCCAUCAAAAACCUCAAGAAAUACGACAAGAACGACCCCAACCGAAAGAAGCUGGAGCGGGACAUCGAAGAGGAGAACGGCGGUGCUGGUGUUUACAACAUCGAUCUCAAGAAGACCUACACGCUCGCCAACGACGAAUGGAAGCACGACAAGAUCCCCGAAGUGUGGAACGGCAAGAACAUUUACGAUUACGUGGACCCUGAUAUCGAGGCCAGGCUCGCCGCUCUGGAGGAAGAGGAGGAGAAGCUCGAGGCCGACGGCUACUACGACUCGGACGAGAGCGUCGAGGACGCCGAAGAUGCCGAUACCCGCAUGAAGGCAGACUUGAUCCGCGAGAAGCGCGUUCUCAUGAAGAACGAGGCCAAGCUUCGCAAGUCGCUCAAGAACCGCGCGGCCAUUCCCCGUAGCGCCAAGGCCAAGAAGCUCUCCCAGAUGGAGGCUGGCCUGGAUGCGGCCGGCUACGACGGCGAUGCUGCUCUCGAUCGCGUCCGUUCUCAGAGCCAGGCCCGUGGCCGCCCAUUGACGCGCGAUGCCCACGGCGACGACGCAAUGGACAUCGACCCCUCCGACCCCCGCCAGGCCAUCGCCCGCGCCAAGAGCCGCGCUCGCAGCCAGGCUGCUACAGACCGUCUGCAGGAUGGUGUUACCGACGAGGCGGCCCGAUCCAAGGCCGAGCGUCUGAAGAAGCUCGGUCAGAAGAAGAUGAACCGCAUGGCCAGACAGGGAGAAGCCGAUCGACACCAGACCGUGUCUCUCACGAAGCACUUGGUUGCCGGCAAACGUGGCAUGGGCAAGACGCAACGUCGUUAA
This is a messenger RNA of Aspergillus mulundensis, 1968 nucleotides long. RefSeq names its product putative GTPase NOG1. Lineage: Eukaryota; Fungi; Ascomycota; Eurotiomycetes; Eurotiales; Aspergillaceae. The transcript has 5 exons. The record is from RefSeq and is a predicted model, not a curated record. Gene Ontology annotation, molecular function: GTPase activity; GTP binding; RNA binding. Gene Ontology annotation, biological process: ribosomal large subunit biogenesis. The coding region runs from base 1 to 1968 and encodes 655 amino acids. Gene Ontology annotation, cellular component: nucleolus.